Mycena citricolor is the source of this 1213-nucleotide messenger RNA. Lineage: Eukaryota; Fungi; Basidiomycota; Agaricomycetes; Agaricales; Mycenaceae. The record is from the annotation of a GenBank genome assembly.
GGGGGUCAUCUGACGCAAUGAAUGUGGCACCAAUCUCAAGAAAAGCCUGUCAUACUUCGCGUUUUCGAUAGAAAUCGAACGGUGCGGCGAACUCGAGUAAAUGGACAAUUCUUGAAGUCGUUGUCAUCAGGUCAAUGUGGGGAUUCUGGCAACGUUUUCGGGGCUUUCUCCAGAGUUGCCGACAUGUGAAUACCCUGCGCAUGGGAAUCAGCAAGUUCUACUAUAUUAAGCUCUGAAGCAUACACGUUGGAGAUGCGGGAGACGACACCGUCACCAACGGCCGCACAUUGCGGGGACACACAUGGCAGAUUGCUAUCUAGACCCGAGCCGCGCUGAGCGAAUCAAGCUGUACUUUAGGCCGCACUUAGAUCGUCGCAGACGAGUUAUCACGCAACCAGACGUCACAAAAAUCGGUUGUAGAGGACAGAGGGGAUCGCCAUGACCCUUUCGUGCGGUGGUAUGUUCCCUCCGACCACUCCAACCAGCAUUCCAAAUAUGGAAAUUACGAACAUGAUGCGAUCAUCGGUGAUGUAAUGAUAGUGACCAAAGUUUCCCGUUCCUGUGUGAUCUAUUUCACACCGCCAAACGGCGACCAGCGACGCGCCUGCCCAGCAUCAUGCGCAGUCAUUCGCGUACUCGUUACGAUAACUGACACUCUGGAUGUGAUUCCGGCGGAGUUGUCACAGCGAUGGAAACAACAUGUUCUCGAAGGAGAAAAAGCUCGAUUUGCAGGGCCGGGUGAUGGACAUAUGUAUGAUCUGGGAGGGAGGACUUGGCCUGCAUGUCCUUGGACGCUUCGGACAUACCGCAAAUCUCGAUGCUGAUGCUGCGUGGUAAAUCUUUCUUACACGCCUUCAACUGUCGAAGCGGACCGAAGACCGAAUGAGUCCCCGGGUGGCCCGCGAUAUCCCUCCGCCCCACAUUGUGAUGUUGACGAGGUAGCAGCAGGCUGGCCUAUCAGGUGGAGGCUUCUGCGCAUCGUAAUCUCGCUUCCUGCGAUGGCGGUUUAUCUCGAGCCCGCCCGGGCCCGUGACCAAUGGGAUUGCAUCCUUGGCAAGGCUUACCCCACAGAACUUAUGGCAAACGGCACGGCCACUGAUGGGGGAUUCUGGAUAAUAUAUAGAAGGAGAACACGCAAGUCAAAAUUGCCUUGUCUGCAUCCCUCUCACUAUCAUGGUCAAUCUCCGCCGCAUCGAAGACCGUCCGACGCCGA